Coccinella septempunctata (seven-spotted ladybird) is the source of this 747-nucleotide messenger RNA. RefSeq names its product 26S proteasome non-ATPase regulatory subunit 10-like. The transcript is spliced from 3 exons. NCBI's taxonomy places the organism in Eukaryota, Metazoa, Arthropoda, Insecta, Coleoptera, Coccinellidae. Gene Ontology annotation, cellular component: Golgi membrane. Gene Ontology annotation, molecular function: palmitoyltransferase activity; protein binding. The record is from RefSeq and is a predicted model, not a curated record. Bases 69 to 734 code for a protein of 221 amino acids. Gene Ontology annotation, biological process: protein palmitoylation.
UUGACAAUUGUUGUCAAGGUCAAAUCAUUACCAAGCAUAAUAUUUGCGGACAAAUUUAAAAUUUGAAAAUGUCCAGGCAAAUUUCUCUUUUCGAGUCAGCUCAUAAAGGAGAUUUUGAUUUAGUGAGAAAUAAAUUAGAAGAGGAUCCAACUUUAUUGAAUAAGCAAGAUGAGAGUAAGAGAAUACUUCUACAUUGGGCUUGUGUUGGUGGAAAUUUGAAAUUAGUAUCACAUUUAAUUGAAUUGGGAUCUGCAGUUGAUGCCUUAGAUGAUAAUGAUAACUCUCCACUCAUUCUUGCAAGUUCAGCAGGGCACUUCGAAGUGGUGUGUCUUUUGAUUAAAAACCGAUGUAAUGUGAAUCAAAAAACGUCUAGUGGUCAUUCAGCUCUGCAGUAUGCUGCUUCGAAAGGUUGGCUCGAGAUUUGCAGGAAAUUACUUGAAAAUAAAGCUGAUAUAAACAUAGCUGAUAGUAGAGGUGCCACUCCUUUGCAUAGGGCAGCUUCUAAAGGGAAUACUGAGAUAGUAGAAUUUCUUUUAACUUUUGAUGAUCUUGAUAUAGAUUCAAGAGACUCUUAUGGUAAUACACCGUUACAUUUAGCAUGUGAGGAGGAUAGGCAAAGAGAGGCUCGUAUGUUAGUUGAACAUGGAGCUAGUUUGGACCUUAGAAAUGCAGAGAAGAAAACUCCCCUUGAUUUGUGUUCAAGGACUUUGUAUAGAUUACUAACAAAUAAAUAAUCUUUUUAACUUA